CGGUGGCUGGCGGCAGUUCCCAUGUGUGAGGCGGCUCGGCCCCGGAGGCUUGCCCUGUGCUUGCUGUGCGGCCUGCCCGCCUCGGGGAAGUCGACGCUUGCCGAGUCACUGAGGAAGCGCGCGAGUCCGCACGAGUCCGUUGUGGUUGUGGUGACGUACGAUGACGUCAUCACCGCCGCCAGUUUCUCGGAGGGACUCGCUCGCCAAGCUUCGGGCAUCUCCGCGGAACCUGGAGGAGAGGAGACUUCACUUUGGAAGCAGUUUCGCCAUCUCCUCUUGCAGUACAUUGAGCAACUUAUAGAUGCAUUUCUGAACUCUUCUGGCUUAGUACAACCCCUUUGCGUAUCAGAAAAAACUUGGCAUCGGUUCAUAGGCUGUCUGGAACGUCAAGGCCUGAUCUUGAAUGCAGCAUCAGACGUUAAGACGUCAAGUCUCACUCUAAACAUUCCAGAAAACAACUCUCUCUGUCUUGUCUUGGAUGAUAAUUUUUAUUAUCAAAGUAUGCGAUAUGAAGUAUACCAACUGGCACGUAAAUAUUCUGCAGGUUUCUGCCAGAUCUAUUUGCACUGCCCAGUUGACUGCUGUGUGAUGAGGAAUAGAAGCAGGGCUUGUCCUGUCUCAGAUCAAACCAUUUGCCUUAUGGAGCAAAAAAUCGAGAAGCCCAAUGCAAAGAAAAAUACAUGGGAGCAAAACAGCUUGAUCAUUGACAGCUCAGAAAAAGACAGUAUGCAAGAUUCAAAAAUACCUGACUUGAUAAGUCAAGCUUUGGAGAAUCCUAUAACUCCUGUCGAAGAAGACUAUGAGAGGAAGCAGGAACAGGACCGAGCUAUUUGUGCAGCCAAUAUCCUCCAUCAAGCUGAUAAGAUUUAUCGACGCUUGAUAUCCGAGACUAUGCAGACAAUUAAAGGUACCAUUUCAGUGGAAGAAAUGAAAAUGUUGGCACAGGAACUACAGAGAGCAAAAUCCAAACUUCUGGAAAAGCUGAGGCAAAGUAUGUCACUCAGGGUGCCCUGUGCUGCUGAUAUGAUGUUCUUGAUUAAAGAACAGGUAGACAACAUUGUACAUCCAUAUUUAUUUAAAGAGUAGAUCAAAUACUCUUAAUAAAUGAACCUCACAAAUGCAGACAAAAACCAUAGAUGUACCAAAAUGUUAUGUUCAGACUUAAGUGACUAACACGCACUGUACCAUUUUUUGGUAUAAAUGUGCCCCUUAUGUUUCUACCUCUUUUGUACAGCACAGAUA
Pelobates fuscus (common spadefoot toad) is the source of this 1242-nucleotide messenger RNA. RefSeq names its product phosphoseryl-tRNA kinase (gene PSTK). Gene Ontology annotation, molecular function: kinase activity; tRNA binding. The record is from RefSeq and is a predicted model, not a curated record. The transcript is spliced from 6 exons. NCBI's taxonomy places the organism in Eukaryota, Metazoa, Chordata, Amphibia, Anura, Pelobatidae. The coding region runs from base 22 to 1086 and encodes 354 amino acids.